Molecule: messenger RNA, 2928 nt
Organism: Mytilus californianus (California mussel)
Lineage: Eukaryota; Metazoa; Mollusca; Bivalvia; Mytilida; Mytilidae
Exons: 13
Coding region: 104-1954 (616 amino acids)
Source: RefSeq, a predicted model, not a curated record
CCGUGACAUCUAUGAUAAAAAUAAGACCUUAACACAGAAAAGGCAGAAUAAAUAAAUAAUUUCAAGUAUUGGUGUUAAAGUUGAUGAUAUUUAGGAUUACAAAAUGAGGAACUAUAGUUUAUUUAACAGUGUUUUAAUUGCAGUAAUAGCAGUUGCUGCCUCUCAAGUCACCACACAGAAAACAACUCGAAAGAAAGGUUGUAGUGGUUAUGGGUUUCAGAUAUGGUUGAGUUGUAUUACUGACCCAUGUGUAUUUUCUAGCUGUCCAGCAUUUGGCAAGAUGGCAACCUGCAGUAAAGAAGUAACGGAUGAUUGUAAGCAUUGUAGAGCCACAUUCUCAUUGAAUGGAAGACGAGUUGAUCAUCUGUGUCAUACUAAUUUCGAAUGUCCUGAAGGGUUACCUCUUCAACGUUGUACGACUGAUCCAUGUGUGAGUACUGAAUGUUUGGAGCCAAGAUUUCAAGGAGCCAGGUGUCGAGGUUAUUAUUGUGGGGCAUGUUUAGCAGAGUACUACGUUGAUGGCAGAUGGCAGCAGUGUCCAAACCCUGAUGUAAAACUUCAAGGAGAUGCUGCAUUAUUGUUACCUGAGAUUCAAAGAGCGAUGAUACAAUUUCCCACAAAUAAUAGAAGGAGAACAGGUAGUUCCAGUCCACUAGCUCUAGGCUCAUGCCCAGAUGGAACACCGGAACCGGAAUGCCCAACUAACGUGUGCGCACGUGCAGAGUGUCCACAAUUUGCAAGUGCACAAUGUGUGGUAAACAAGUGCCAAGGAUGUAAGGCGGAGUUCUACUUCAGGGGUCAACUAGUCAACUGUCAAUCAAAUAAAUGUCGCCGAAAUGUGUUGGAAAUGCAUUGUCAUGAUGAUCCAUGUAAAUAUGCUACAUGCCCGUUAUUUCCUGCUGCUGAAUGCCGACCGAGUAGCUGUGGAUAUUGUCACCCUGAGUGGUUUCUUGGUGAAAGAGAGGUUAACUGUUUCUCCAGAAUGCCCGAUAAUUACCAAUGUCCAAACGGUCUGAAACAACAGCAAUGUCCAAGAAAUACUUGUCGAUUUAAGAGGUGUUUAACAGAUGCUGACACUUUCUGCAGAAUAAAUAACUGUGGAGGAUGUUACGCCGAAUACGUUAACACAAAAAAUGAAAUAGUUGAUUGCGAAGGGUGGUGGACUUCAUAUGAAACUAAGAAGCCUAAAGAACUCACCCAAGCUGAAAAUAUUACAACCAUUACAGCUUCUUCAUCGACCGGUGGAGAAACGUCAUUGACCAAAUCGGAUAAGGCAAUUUCAUUGGCUAAGAAACAGAUGGAAAUUGAUGCCUUAUUUGGAAAUCUAGGACUUGAGGUUCCAUCUAAUUCAAAAAUAGUUUCAAGUUCCGUUGAUUCUAAUCCAACGGGUAACAAUCCAUGGGAGACAACUGCAACAAAACAAAGACCAAGUCAGACACAAACAGUAGAAACUCAAAAGAAUGUAAAGCAAGAACCAAUCCCAAUAGAAACUGUCAAACCUAUUGUGAUGUCAUCACAAACACUUCAUGCAACGAACAUUAACAGAGAUACAAUAAUAAAAUCACCAAGAACUGUUCCUCAAGGGAAAAAAGAAGAAAUUAAUAUAUCGCAAAAUAUUGAUGAAAAUAAACAACAAAUAUCAUCAAAUAGAUGGGAAAAUGACAAAAUAAAAAGUUCUCAAAGUGGACCAAAACCCGUGACUAGAAAUUCCAGAAUUAGAGAACCGCCAAAACCCUUGACUAGAAAUGCCGGAAACAGACAACUGUCAAAACCCUUGACUAGAAAUGCCGGAAACAGAGAACCGUCAAAAUCUUUGACGAGUAAUGCCGAGAACAGAGAACCGUCACAAAUGGAUUUGUUCAGAUCAAUUGCUAUUCCUCUUGACUCUCUAAACAAAGGUUCUAAUUUUAGACCAGGGGUACCUAUAGGAGGAUUCAGAUUUACACGGCGAUGAAAGAACUGGAAUAUAACAAUAUUUAUUCUACAAACCAAGAAAUCCAAAGAUUCUGUUUAAUGUUGUCCUACAGUCUUAGGUUAUGUUAAAUGUUGUUUCGACCGUUUUGUACUUCAGUCUUAUGCUAUGUUGUAUGUCAUUUCGAUAAGUUUGACAUCUGUUUUGUGUUUAUGUACAAUAAUUGGACAGUUCUAGAUCACAUCAUUAGAAACUGCUAGAUCAAAAUGUGCACAAAAAUCACGGGAUCCGUAUAGAAAAUCUCAAAUUUAUAUUGUAUGCAUAUGUAUUAUUUUAUGAGCUACUUACAACAUUAUUAAGACCUAUUGCAUUAUUUGGAUUUUUAUGAUCCGGUAGUCACAUAGUUAGCUGGACUUACGGACGUUCGCUACACUUGAUUUUAACUUUUUGUCAGAUAUUCGGAAUCCUCUAGUUUUAUCCAUGUAGUGCCUAUACAAUGUUUUCUUUUCAUAAUUUUAUUACAUAUAGUUUAAAAAGACAUUUUUGAAAAUCUUAUAAAAUCCUUGUCAUUUUUUUAUUUUUAUUUUUUUGAAAGAAAAAAGGUGCUAAUGUUAAAAGUAUAAAAAAGUUAAAGAGAAUCAUUUCUCGCCAAAUUUUCAAUUUAUUAUAUCUCGAAAACAGGGACACGGUUCUGUCAUUUUUUGUUUCUUCUUUUUAAGUUCUGUUAUGUUCUAUACUAUUAAUUCAUAACAGUCUUUUAAAAAGCUUGCUAUUUUUAAACAGCGGAGCGAACAUCCUUAACAAGUCCACCUUUUUUAUCACAUAAAAAAUAACAUUUAAAAAUGAUUUAAAAUAUGCAAAUAAGCAAACAAAAACUAUGGUUCAACAAUUUUGUCCUUUGGUGAUGUCCGAUAAACUGUAAGGGUUAAGUUAUAUAUAACCUUUGUAGUUGUUACACUGUAUACGUUGUCUCAUUUUUCACGUUUAUUUGUAAAUAAAAACAAUACAAUAAUGUU